CGCGCGAGGCUCUGCUUUUCAUCCGCUUUCCAUAGACAUAUAGACUAACAACAAAACCAUGGCCCCUACUGCCACCAACGGCCACGUCAACGGCGGACCCGCGCUGAACAUGCAAGGGGUGCCGACGCCUCUACCCAAAACUCUCGCCGUCAGCGGCGACAGCAACGGACUUGAAAAGCUGGGCCUACGGGAUCUCGAUGCAUCCCUACUCACGACCACUCUCGUCCCCGAAUCAGACCUGAAGCCCAUACCGGACACGAAGGACCUCGUGUUUGGGCAGACGAAGACGGAACAUAUGCUCACAUGCUCGUUCGAUCCGCAGACGGGAUGGGGUACGCCGGAGAUCAAGCCGUACGGUCCUUUUCACCUCGACCCUAUGUCAUCGUGCUUCCAAUACUGCCCGACCGUCUUCGAAGGGAUGAAGGCAUACAUCGACCCGUCCGGCGAAGCCCGCUUGUUCCGCCCCGAGUUGAACAUGCAACGUAUGCAGCGCAGCUUGGCACGUGUGGCCCUUCCUCCCAUCAACACUGAAGCACUUCUAUCUCUCGUGAAAGCCCUGGUUCGUGUCGAACGACGAUGGAUACCCCGCACCAAGGGGUGCAGCCUCUACAUCCGUCCUACUGUUAUCGGCACGCGGGCGUCGCUCGGCGUCAGCGCAUCGGAUCACGCCCUGCUCUACAUCAUCGUAUCCCCCACUGGCCCUUACUUCCCCACCGGACCCAAACCCGUCUCGCUUCUUGGCAUCCAUGAGCAUGCCCGUGCAUGGCCGGGUGGUACCGGAGGCUUCAAGCUCGGCCUUAAUUACGCCCCGGGCUUCAUGCCUCAGAGGAUCGCGGCUCAGAAAGGCUAUCAGCAAGUGCUGUGGCUCCUGAACGACGCCGACAAAGACGGUGUGGAAGACAACCACCUGAAGAACCUCCGGAUUACCGAAGCGGGCGCGAUGAACUUCUUCGCUGUUCGGAAACGGGACGACGGGGAUCUUGACGUAGUCACGCCUCCUCUCGAUGGCACUAUUCUGCCAGGCGUGACGAGGCAAUCUUGCAUCGAGCUCUUGUCCGCCCAUGGCUCGAGGACUGUGCUCCCUGGCCUAUCCCCAGAAACUAAGUUGCACGUCGAAGAACGGACACUGACCAUCGCCGAACUCGUACAGUGGAACGAAGAGGGACGUCUUGCUGAGGCAUUCUGCGUUGGUACGGCCGUGAUUGUUGCCCCUGUGGGCCGUAUCGGCUACACCUUCUCCACUGCAUCAGGAGAGACGACAAAGGACUUGGUGUUCCCCCCGUACGAGGCGCACGGGCCUGUGGGCAACGCACUCUUCGAGCGGAUCAUAGAUAUCCAGGAGGGGCGGGAGGAGUGGCAGGGAUGGAGUGUGCCUUGUUGAUCAGAUGGUCUUAUCCAUCUCAUCUCGCCGUAUAACACUGCAGCAUACGGUCCCGGGUUGAAAGACGAUACAACGCACACGACGGUACCUUCAUAUAAGGAUAAGGAUGCAAUUGUUCAGGCAGCCUAGACGAUGACGCUGGCAGUCGAUCGAUCGCAUUUACGUUUCUGUCAGUCCGUUCAACGCUGUGUAUCUCGAUGGGCAUGGGUGCAAAUCACAAAACGAAACCACAGGGAGAGUCUAUCGUACAUAUCCGGGAGUGAAGGGUAUACAAUGUAUCCAAGGAGGGAAGACAAC
This is a messenger RNA of Punctularia strigosozonata HHB-11173 SS5, 1678 nucleotides long. Its product is annotated as branched-chain amino acid aminotransferase II. Gene Ontology annotation, biological process: L-leucine biosynthetic process; L-valine biosynthetic process. Bases 59 to 1381 code for a protein of 440 amino acids. NCBI's taxonomy places the organism in Eukaryota, Fungi, Basidiomycota, Agaricomycetes, Corticiales, Punctulariaceae. The transcript has 11 exons. Gene Ontology annotation, molecular function: branched-chain-amino-acid:2-oxoglutarate transaminase activity. Gene Ontology annotation, cellular component: mitochondrion. The record is from RefSeq and is a predicted model, not a curated record.